CGUUUUUUGUCCAGAUUUCCUCACACACUAUCCCAAAACACAAUGUACCUUCAAACCUGACACGAAAUACUACUUGUUCGCACUUCAUCUGACGAUCUACUCUGAGGGUGAUUUCGGUCAUAUAUAAUCAAGUUGUGAAUCAUUAUACGAAAGUGUUUUUUAAAAUUUGACUUGUUUUCUUAUAUCUUAUUCUCUACUUAGAAAAAUUGGCAAUCCACUUCUAACAGACAAGAAAUUCAGCAGAUCAAAUGAUUCUCCCAUUCCUUUCAUAAACAUUUGAAACUGAGAAUGAAAAUUGAAACAUUGUUAGUUUAUUUUCUGUUGCAGUUCUUUUGAGUUAAAUUAUCCGGCGGCUAGUCAAGUGGUCUGUUUAGAAGGUUUCAGAUGGAGGACGGUUCUCCGGCUCUUAAUGUAAAUAUAACUUCAUCGGUUGACGAGGAGCUUGAAAGCAAAAUCAAGGCAAAAUAUCCAGGUCUCAACAAACAAGGUGUUGGCUCCCUGUUAUUGCAAAAGCGAUUGAAUCGUGGGCAUAAAUACUUUGAUUCUGGAGACUAUAAUAUGGCAAGAGCAAAGAUUUUGCAACAGCAAAAGCAUGUACUCCCUCCUCAAACAGAAGAAGCUAUUCUUCAUGAAUCGACGGGGGAAACUAUGGCUACUCCUGACAGUGUACCUGCAGUUCGUAAAAAAUCCAUUCUAUCUCCAAAUGGUGUAGAGUCUGUGGUUAAUCCUGUCGCUGUUUCCGCUGCAUCGAAGGCUUCAUUAUCCCAUCCAACCGACAGUUUAAGUCUCUUAUCAACAUAAUUACAGUGCAGUGAAAAAUGAACAAUUUUCUAUUUUCAAAUAACUACUUGUUCAAAAAGAUCAGUCCUUUAUUUCAUGACAGUACACAAAGGUAACACAUAUGUCAUAAAGUAAAAGGCUGUUCUUUUUGAACAGGUGGUUGUUUGAGAAUAGUGGGUCGUCGUUUACUUUCGUUCUUGUCUAUUCUUCCUCUCAUGUCCUCUUCUUUUCCGUUACUCAAUUAACUUUAUGAAUUUGUAAAGACCUAUCUACUCUAUCUCUGCCUUCUCUUAAUUGUAAACCCUUUAUCUAUGUUUUAUUUAUUUGCACAAAGAAUUACCCAAUGCAUUUGUAUCUGGUUAGCAGCACAAAUCCCUAAAAUCAAAAAAACUGUUGAUAACUGUGUAUUCUGUGCUUUUCCUUGUUUUUUUCUCUAGACCAGUUUAGAUCUUAUCACUAUUAUUAUGUCAAUCUCCUAUUCAUGUGAUUAUAUGCGUAUAUGACAGAUUCUGUUGUUUUUCCGUACAGAAUUGAUGUGUCUCUUUUCGUAACUUUAAAUAUGUAGGCGUUAGUACGUUCACGUGUUCGCUUAUGACUGAUAUGUGACCUGGCUGAUAUCAUUUCACAAUGAAUAUAUAUUCGUAAUAAUUUACUGCAAUCUCAGCUUUGUCAACUCAUGUUUUCAAUCACUUUUUUAUGCGCAUGUUUUGCGUAAAGCAGUUCACUGAUGAAUCUAAGUGUACUCGUUUCCACCUUUUCUACUGCGCAACAUAUUUAAGCUUUUCUAUGACUCUAAGUAUACAGAUACAGUAGCAUAUGUGAUAUAUUAGGUAACCAUCUAAUGAGUAACGGUAAGGUUAGGUGAUGACGUGAUUAAAUUUGGUUAAGUUUUGAACUAUUAUUGGCUGGAUCAGAUCGGACUCAAGUUAUUCAAACCAACUCGUCCCUCAUUGUUCCUCAUCGGCUGGAAUAAAAAUAAUAUCAUGUAAGCCUUGUGAUGGCUACAUCGGAUUAUACCGGUGGUCCGUGAAAUAAUUGUUUUUUUAAUCUGAAUCGUAUGAGUUAGUGUUGACAGUUCCUAACAUAGUAGGAACUGCCAGCCAAAAAACUUUGACGAUAUGGUUUUCGGUCGAUGAUAUUGCCUGGGAUAUCUUUUCCUACUCUAACAGCAAUUAUGCUUUUAUUACUUCAAAGGUUUCUCUACCCUUAAUCAUUCUUAUUACUUCUGUGAAAUUACGCGUGCGAAUCCCCAGUUGUAAUUUUAAGGUCAAAUGAACAGAGUCAGCUACAACGUAGGACGAGGCACAUAUAUGCAUUGGUCCAAGUUGCCACACCUCAUCAACACAACAAGAUAAACUCUAAAUUCAUAAAGUAGUUUCUUCAAUGGUAGUAAUAUAUAAAAGAAAGAUUGUGCAUAAAUAUACAUAAUAUAGGAAGAAAGAAUUAGUUGGUAGAAUAAGAUACGAAGCGAUAUUAAUCUCAGUUUAAGGGAAGAUAAAGGGUGUACCACUAAGCGAUUGUGAGCCAUGUCACUCAGAGUCUCCAACCAUUGGCUAUGAGUCACGCGGACCCCAACCAGGUAGUCUGCAUCUACCAACACGGCUCAGACUAGAAGUUGGUGACUUUGUGGACUAGUGUCACGUUUUGGUUUGGCCUCCCCUAACUUCCGACCAUUCCCAACACUAGUCAGCAUUGCACGUCGUGGUAAUCGGUGUUCAGGCAUACGUAACACGCGGCCCAACCAUCUCAGUCGACGAUUCACAACCUCGUCAACUGGUUCACCAUCAUUCCCUAAUACUCUGCGCCUAACCUCACUAUUACUUACCCCGUGAUCCCGGCAGACGGCAAUAUUUCUGUGACAUUUGUGAUCAGGUAAUAGUAACUUGCGAGUAUCGUCUACCCUUAAUAACCACGUUUCGUAGCCGUAAAGUAGAACAGAACGGACUGCCGCGCCGUAUACUCGUCUUUUUAUUGAUAGAUGGAUAUCUCGUCCUUACUAUGGGUGACGUAAGUCGGCAAAAGCCAAGCGAGCUUUUUGAAUCUGUGCUGAGAUUUCGUCAGACACCAAACCAUUAGGGCUGAUCAGACUCCUAAAAUAUGUGGAGUUGUCUACACGUUCGACUACUUCACUCCCUAUCCCUAGUUCAGGUGUUGACGCAGACCAGUCCUGAAGCAAUAACUUACAUUUAGAGUAGGAGAAGCGCAUUCCAAACAUUCUGGCAUUGUUGCUCAGUGCUACCAAAAGACUCUGUAUUUUAUCAGCGUCUUCACCAAACAGGACUAUAUCAUCUGCGUAUUCUAAGCCAAUAAGUGGACCUCCAUGAUGAAAUUAAAUAGAAAUGGAGAUAGUAGAUAGCCUUGCCGUCACAUGAUGGAAGGUAAUUUCUGAAUGAUUAAGACUAUGUUUGGGAAAGCUAACCAUCCUGUAUUCGAGUUAAAGUGACUAUUUCAGUGGUUAAGUUAGUUUUUCCAAGUAUAAUUUUAGUGUAGCUACAUCAAAUAGUCUUUUCAACUUCGAAAAUUACUUCAGUUACGGGCUAGUAUACAGCAAGACAUAGUUGAAAUCUAGAAAACCGUUUUACCUAUGGUUUAAGACUCUUCACUUCUGCAUAACCCUAAAUACUUAUCAUCAUAAAUCGUCGAGAAUAGUUCCUGGUUAUUUAGCUAUUCAAUUCUAGAUCGAAGAUAUCAAUUAAUCACAACCGGCGUAUAAAGCCUGGGACAAAUAUGUAUCACCCCCAUUUUCCCAUCUCAACACCCUAGCAUGAAAUUAGCAAGAUGAGUAACAAAG
This is a messenger RNA of Schistosoma haematobium, 3571 nucleotides long. RefSeq lists its product as uncharacterized. The transcript is spliced from 3 exons. The record is from RefSeq and is a predicted model, not a curated record. The coding region runs from base 385 to 801 and encodes 138 amino acids. Lineage: Eukaryota; Metazoa; Platyhelminthes; Trematoda; Strigeidida; Schistosomatidae.